Messenger RNA from Colossoma macropomum (tambaqui), 2289 nucleotides. It is a transcript of the gene ptger4b, whose product is annotated as prostaglandin E receptor 4 (subtype EP4) b. NCBI's taxonomy places the organism in Eukaryota, Metazoa, Chordata, Actinopteri, Characiformes, Serrasalmidae. The record is from RefSeq and is a predicted model, not a curated record. Gene Ontology annotation, biological process: negative regulation of inflammatory response; cellular response to prostaglandin E stimulus; positive regulation of cytosolic calcium ion concentration. The transcript has 2 exons. Gene Ontology annotation, molecular function: prostaglandin E receptor activity. Bases 475 to 1860 code for a protein of 461 amino acids. Gene Ontology annotation, cellular component: plasma membrane.
GUGAGAGAGUGUGUGAGUGAGCGAGGCGCGCGCACUCCACCAAGCUUGUGCUUUGGGGGGCGGAGUUGAAGGGAAAAGUCUCUCGAGCGCAAACUUCAGCUUCAGUCUCAGUGAGUGAGGAAGCACCGCGGAGAGCGCGUGAAAUACCCCAGCAAUGACCAGCCUGACUGCCCACACGAGGAGAUAUGGAUGGACGCGCGAGAUAUGGAUACUCUGAAUGAGAGACAGUGCGCGCGAGAGGAAAAGCGACGGGGACGCGCUUAAAGUCACUUUUUUGGCUUCUUUUCUUUUUGCUGGACAUUCUGAGAAUCAACAAGGCUGAUUUCCUUGUACGGACUUAAGCAGGACUUACUAUGCCGCGCGCUUACGACCAGUCAAAGUCGGCACUGACGGACUUCUGUCGCGUCCGCGUAAAAUGCGACAGCGAUUAAAACGGACAUCGUGUCAGUUUUCGGAGCUUUCUAAGCGAAGAUAAUGAACAGCACAGCCUUCGCGCCUCGGGACCCCACCAUCCCGGCCAUCAUGUUCAUAUUCGGCGUGGUGGGCAACGUGAUCGCGGUGGUGGUCCUGUGCAAGACGCGCAAGGAGCAGAAGGAGACCACCUUCUACACGCUGGUGUGCGGCUUGGCCGUCACGGACCUCCUGGGCACGCUACUGGCCAGCCCUGUGACCAUAACCACGUAUGUAUACGGCAGUUGGCCCGGCGGAGAGCCGCUGUGCCAGUACUCGGGCUUCGUGCUGCUCUUCUUCUCGCUGGCCGGCCUCAGCUUCAUCUGCACCAUGUCCGUGGAGCGCUACCUGGCCAUCAACCACGCCUACCUGUACAGCCGCUACGUGGACCAGCGGCUCGCGGCGCUCGCCAUCGCCGCCAUCUACGUGACGAACGUGCUGUUCUGCGCGCUGCCCAGCAUGGGCCUGGGCCGCAUCGUGCUCCAGUUCCCGCAGAGCUGGUGCUUCAUCGACUGGCGCACGAACGACAGUGCGCACGCCACCUUCUCCUACAUGUACGCGGGCGUGAGCUCGGCGCUCGUGCUCGUCACCGUGGUGUGCAAUGUGCUGGUGUGCGGCGCGCUCAUCAUGAUGCACCGGCGCUUCGUGCGCCGCACCUCGCUGGGCACGGACUGCGCGCGAGUGCAGGCGGAGUUGCGGCGCAGGCGCAGUUUCGCGCGCAUGGCGGGCGCAGAGAUCCAGAUGGUCAUCCUGCUCAUCGCGACGUCGGCCGUCGUGCUCAUCUGCUCCAUCCCGCUGGUGGUGCGGGUUUUUGUGAACCAGCUGUACCGCCACCCUGAGAAACAGGUGAUAGAGGGCAACCCGGACCUCCAGGCCAUUCGCAUAGCCUCGGUCAACGCCAUCCUGGACCCAUGGAUCUACAUCCUGUUUAGAAAGACGGCCCUCCUGAAGCUUCUCGAGAAGGUCAAGUGCCUUUUCUGUCGGAUGGGUGGGCGGGGCCAUGGGCCGGGCCGCAGGGACUUCCUUUGCGGGGGUGGGACGAACAUGUCCUCCGUGAUUUCACGCGAUUCCCCCACACUGGUGCCACGAGAGUUACGAGAAGUGGUCGCCACCUCACAGACGUACCUGUACACUUCUGACUCAGUGGAAGGGCACAGGGGCAGCAUUGGCUUACCUAGGACUUACCCCUGUCCAGAGCAGGCUCUCCUACAGGACCCGCAGGAGUCAGAUCCUGCGAAUGGACAAAGCUCUGCUGAGAGAGUGAAAGGGCAAGAUGCGGACAUACAAACGCAAGGAACACACUCGAUAGUGCGCUCCCAGUCAGGCAGAUCACCACAUGGGUGCAAGCAGCAGACGCUUCAAGUUACCUUUACGGACGAGACGUUGAACUUGCAAGAGAGAUGCAUAUGAGCCUCGGUUGAGUAGCAUUGUAGAUGUGAAUGCUGACGAAUCAGCAGAAGGGAAACCGCUUAAGAGGAACCUCGCAAGAACUUGCGAAAUGUCCACAAGGACAUGAGAGAUGGAGUGUUCUCAACAAGAGAGACGCAAACACUAAAAUUAGACGCAUGAGCUGACACAGGAUGGGGCGUGUAAGGUUAGCUUGGUGAAGAGAAAAGAGAAGAGAGAUAGGGACAAAGCUAAAUAUCUGUGACAAAGGCAGGGAACACAAAAACUGUGAGCGGAGGCAGGUUGGAGAGAAAGAGAGAGGGUCAUUUCUGAAAACAAGCCUAGUUUUUCUGUAUUCUCUCCAAACUUAAUGAUAUGCUAAAACCACAAUACGAUGAAUGUGCACAUGGCUGGAGGGAGAGUCAGAGUCAGAAAGACAAAAAGACAGAAAGA